Macrosiphum euphorbiae (potato aphid) is the source of this 393-nucleotide messenger RNA. NCBI's taxonomy places the organism in Eukaryota, Metazoa, Arthropoda, Insecta, Hemiptera, Aphididae. The record is from the annotation of a GenBank genome assembly.
AUGAACUUCAACGGCAAUAUGGAUCACGAGGAAUCACUCGCCAACAAUAAGUAUGAGAUAAAGGUAAAGGAACAAAAGCAGGAGAUGAAAGAGAACACUGUGACGACUCCGCAUUCAAUGGCCGACAAACAGAAAAUACAGAAGUCCAGUCAAGUGGUCAUCGGAGCCGAACCAGAGAAGCGUCAGAUAAUAAAACCGCAUGGGGACUAUACUUACUGGCAACAUUUGGCCGUAUCUUUAGAACUUGAAGUGAAAGAGUACUUAUUGUGGUGCUCCACUUCAUUGGAGAUUCCAGAACAUCUAAAAGAGGACUGGUACAAACUGACCACUGCAAUAAUAAAAACAUCUGAAUCCAUUGUAAAACAUACUAAUUACAUAAAAGAUGAAUUUUAA